AUGCCUCGUUCAGCUUGGAAAGGUCCAUUUUUUGUAGCAUUUCCUGGUUUAAAACAAGCUAUUCAAUCUGGUACUCCUAUUGCUACUCAGGCUCGUAGUUGUACCAUUUUACCAUCAUUCGUUGGACUCAAGUUUUUAGUGCAUAAUGGAAAAGAAUAUAUGCCAGUUCAUGUGACUGAAGAGAUGAUUGGGCAUAAAUUAGGUGAAUUCUCUUUUACAAGAAAACGUUUCGCUUAUCGUUUUACAAAGAACAAAUAA
Molecule: messenger RNA, 258 nt
Organism: Cokeromyces recurvatus
Lineage: Eukaryota; Fungi; Mucoromycota; Mucoromycetes; Mucorales; Mucoraceae
Exons: 2
Coding region: 1-258 (85 amino acids)
Biological process (GO): ribosomal small subunit assembly; translation
Cellular component (GO): ribosome; cytosolic small ribosomal subunit
Molecular function (GO): RNA binding; structural constituent of ribosome
Source: RefSeq, a predicted model, not a curated record